Saccostrea echinata is the source of this 3790-nucleotide messenger RNA. RefSeq names its product serine/threonine-protein kinase PLK1-like. Gene Ontology annotation, biological process: protein phosphorylation; mitotic cell cycle; regulation of cytokinesis. The coding region runs from base 321 to 2327 and encodes 668 amino acids. The transcript is spliced from 14 exons. Gene Ontology annotation, cellular component: cytoplasm; spindle pole; nucleus. The record is from RefSeq and is a predicted model, not a curated record. NCBI's taxonomy places the organism in Eukaryota, Metazoa, Mollusca, Bivalvia, Ostreida, Ostreidae. Gene Ontology annotation, molecular function: protein serine/threonine kinase activity; protein binding; ATP binding.
AGGAGACAGUUGUGUGUGUAGUCCUGGGUUGUUAUAUGAAAGUACUGUUUAAUAAUUGAAUCAGGAUUACCAUAAGGACUAUAACUGAUCAUCUGGCGAGGUUGUGACUAUACAGUAGCCUGGUGUGAACUGUCACAGCUAGCUCCAGUUUAGAAAAAAAGUUGGAAUUCUAGAAUGAGAAAUAGGAUUGAACUUUGAAAAGUGUGAACAGAGUGACGAUUUGGUCGAUACUUAGCAAUCCUUCCUCACGUUGUGUUUAGACGUUUUGUGUUGGUGUCCAGAUAAUGAACUUCUGGUGGUCGUAGGACAGAGCAGAGCCAAUGUCUGUGGACAUUUUACCCCCAAAGUUUUCACAAAUUCAUACGGCGUUCAGCUACCCCCAUCUACAGCAGAUGAAGGAGGCACGGCCCCCAUCCCCCUUUGUGGUUCACGGGAGGAUUCAGGUUGACGAUGCCAACACCAAAGUCAACAUCAAUAACUUCGAUCCCAACUACAUUGUGUACGACCCGACAUCUGAUACUACCUACAUCAGAGGCCGUCUGCUGGGCAAGGGUGGUUUUGCAAGAUGCUACGAACUUCUGGAUUUAAAUACAAAUAAAGUGUAUGCUGGAAAGAUAAUAUCAAAGCAGCGACUCACAAAACCACAUCAGAAACAAAAGAUUGCCAGAGAAGUAGAUUUGCAGCGGGAUCUCUCACACGAGCAUGUAGUGGGCUUUCAUAGUUACUUUGAAGAUGAAGACAACGUGUACAUUGUUCUUGAAAACUGCAGCAGAAAGUCUUUAGUUCACAUGUUGAAACAGAGGAAAACUCUGACAGAACCGGAAGUGCGAUACUACCUCCGUCAGUUGGUGGAAGGCGUCAAAUAUGUCCACAACAACAAUAUAAUUCAUCGUGAUCUCAAACUGGGCAACAUGCUCCUGAACGAAAAAAUGCAACUCAAAAUCGCAGACUUUGGUCUAGCCACAAAAAUGACCUACGAAGGCGAAAAGAAGAUGACCGUAUGUGGAACUCCAAAUUACAUAGCACCAGAAGUUCUGCAAAAAAGAGGUCAUAGCUACGAAGCAGACGUUUGGGCAAUUGGAUGUGUAACUUAUGCCUUGUUGGUUGGACGGCCCCCAUUUGAAACCUCAACUCUCAAGGAGACAUAUGUCAGAAUUGCAAACAAUAACUAUGUUCUUCCACAAACCAUGUCACUGCCUGCGCAGAACUUUAUUCGACAGUGCCUGAAUCAUGAACCCGAACUCAGACCGAGUUUGAACGAACUAUAUAACCAUGAAUUCUUCAGCUCAGGUUUUCUGCCGAAGUCCCUUCCCUCUUCGUGCUGUACCAACGUGCCAAAAUUCCCCGUGUACACCAAGUUCAACAGACCCAAGUCGUAUGCCGUACCAGACAAGCCUGAUGCAGUAGAACGUAUGACGUCACCCAUCAGGAACAUCGAAAUCCAGACAGACACCAGACCAGAACGACAGGCAAAUGAGUUGGCAGAACGUAUCUCCUCACCCCCACCUUUCCCUUCGGUUAAAUCACCAAUCACUGUCUCUCCCCCAACUUCCUUCCCGACCGUCAAGUCCCUGGUCAGGGAAAAUGUCAGCGAGAGGAACAGCCGUUCAGAGUCACCUCCAAGCAGAGAAUCUUCACCCAAACCACGUUCAGCAGUGACGUUACUUGAUGUUCUACACACAUGCUUAGAACACAUGCCCAAAGAUGUCAGAGAAAACCCACUAUCCAUAUCUGACUCGAACAUUGUCUGGGUGACAAAAUGGGUAGAUUAUUCCAACAAAUACGGCUUCGGUUUCCAACUCUCCAAUGACGUCAUUGGCGUUCUAUUUAACGACACUUCAAGAAUCGUGAUGUCACCGGAUGGGAGGGCCGUGCAGUAUUUUGACGUCACCAAUAAGUCGUCAUCAUACACCGUAGAGUGUGUCCCAGAGGAGCUAGAGAAGAAGACUACCCUCCUGCUUUACUUCGCCCGCUAUAUGGACGAACAUCUCAUCCAGGGAGGUCAAGUGGAAUUGUCCAAGGACUCUGACGAUUCUUGGUAUGGAAAUGUCUACUUGAAAAAGUGGUUCAGAACAUCGAAAGCAAUUGUUCUUUACCUCAGCGAUGGAACUCUUCAGGUAAACUUCUUUGAUGACCAUACCAAGAUCAUAAUGAGUUACAUGAAGAAUGACUACUAUGUGACCUAUAUCGAUGAAGAAAGAACAGCGAACACGUACUGCAUGAUGCAAAUAAUCCAAGAUGGCUGCCGCAGGGAUAUUGUUCAGCGUAUGAACUUCGCUAAAAAGAUGCUCAAAAACUUAGUUGAUAUCGAGGGAGCUGAUAUUUAAAUUUGUGUCUGAUAUCAGAUGACUUUUUGAUAACAAAAUAUCACGUCCCAUUUGUCUUUCAAAGGAAAUAUAAUGUUAUUAUCAAACCUUUUGAAGCGGAUUUAUAAGAAAGGUAUCAUGAGUCAUGCGGUAUAUACAUGUAGGCAUAUGUCCAUCAUUAGAGAACAGUCUCUAAGUGCCUUAGUUGUGCAUACUAUAGUAUUUAUGAGAAUAUACUUCAGAUCUCGGAUAGUUUACCGAUUUCCAUAAUAAAUUGGUGCAUAAUAAUAAUCAGCUAAUAAUUAAUUAGCGUUUAGUGAUAGUAGGUCUAACCUUAGAGAUGUAUAGCUUUGAUUGAGAGAUUAUUGCUGCAAUAUAUAUCAAAGGACUAAUGUCUCUCAACUAUCGCCCGUCCUCCCCUGGAAACUUGCAAGGUGCUAUGACUACACAGGGGGAUCUUGUAUGGGCCGUGAAUAAUUGAAUUGGUCCCGUAUAUAUUUGUAAUAAAAAUGUUAGAGAAAAAACAUUCCUGCCAAACAUUGAAUUCGUGUAUAAACUAGUCUCGCCUUGUUUUUUGUCCUAAUAUAUAUGGAUGAUAUUCGGACCGAAAACAUUUGCAUUUGCAUUUAAUUGAAACAUUUUUGAGCGUUGGACGCCAAAACUGACUAGAUACUUGAUACCUGAUAACAUGUGAUAAUAAAAUUGUGGACCAAUAUGUUGAUCUCAUGUUAAAGAAUAACAUUGAAAAUAAUGUGCACAUGUAGAUAAUGCCAUUCUUUUUCAUUGUACGAACACCUGUGAUGAUUUUUUUUGUUGUAUAUUGUUGAUUUUUUUUUAAUUUCUCGCUUAAAUGAACAUUUGGUAUAUGUUCUGGGUGUCUUAAGCAAUGGUUUUUAAAUUGCUUCUAAAGAAUAAAGCAGUUCGAGGUUUUUGUUUCGAAAUGGUAUGAAUGAACCUCAGAUUUCGGAUAUGGAUUUGCUCUUGUGUUGCAAUAAUUUGAAGCAAAAAUGUUUAUCUGCUUCUCUUUAACCACAAAAGCGAAUUGUAGGUAUAUGAUGUGUGACAAAAUAUGAAAUUACGGCUUUUUACAAUCGGGAUCUCAGUGGGAUAUUGUAAUCAUGUUGAUUAGUGUAUGUAAUAACUGUUACAUAAAGGUUGGAUUUUUUGUUUCGUCUUUCGAAAUGUUCAUUUCUUCAGACACGAAGAAAUGUCCAUUUUUUUCUAUCGCUGAAAAUAUAAUCAGGCAACUGUAAUAAUUUAUGCAAUAUUUUUUUUUUCAUGCAAUACGAUUUUUGUUGGACCCACAUUACACCAUGAAAAUAUGUAUAAAUAUACUGUACGUAUGCAUGCCGAGGAGGCUACUUGUGAACUGCAUUUAUUUGUAAGAUAGUGUGUGCUGGUUGACUGAAUGUGCAAACUCCGUGUGAUUUUUGGAUUUAAAAAGUUUUUUUUUUGCCCUUUUCAAUAAAUGUCUUGCAAUAACA